UGUGUGCAAAUAUUAAAAAACAUUUCAAAAUCUGUGCUGAAUUUAUUUCAGGUUAGCUUUUUUAUCUAUUAUCAGGCGCUUUUCCACACCUCCCCGUCCCCGUUUUAUCUCAAAACAAAUAUUUGUACAAAUCAUCAGCCUUCUACAACCGAAUUCCCCAUAUCAAGCCACGCCAGAACUGUAAUGUAGUGAAACAACACGAUAACCAUUUUUUGUGUUUUUUUCGUCGGAAAAAAACAACAAAAAUGACAAUAUUCCUGGUUACAACAACCCUCUGUUUGCUCUUGGUAGCACCCGCUCGCAGCUUACGGUGCUACUCCACGAACUUCGACGCCUUGGAAGCUCAACAGAUCGACAGCGAGCCCGUCGACAAAGAAUGCAUCGACUUCAUCGCCGAGGUCUCCUCCAGACAAGGAAUUUCUACCGAACUGUUCCCGUUCGAAGAAACCGACCUUCGUUGCUUCACCGUCAAAAUUGACACAGAUAGAGCAAAUAUCGCCAUACAAGGCUGCACCACUCGGGAUAGCUGCGGCUCGAUGGUGAACAACAUCAAAGCGAACACCUCGAAACUGUUGUACGAAAAGGACUUCUAUUUGAACAACAUCGCCUGCAGCGAGUGCGAGGGAGCCCUAUGCAACGGAGGCAUCGCACGAUCUGUCGUCGUCAAGAAUUGGAUUUCAGCCGAGAGAAAAAAAUAUCUCGUUAUCACCGUUGUGAUAAUUAUUGUUUUCAUGACCGUCAUAUCGGUAAUGCUGAGGGUUUUUUCGCGGAAGCCCGGAGCGAACGGCGGUGACAAAAAAUAUGCUUUGUUGAAAGUGUGACUUAUUUUGUCUUUAAUGAAUAAAGUUUGGGUUAUUAAUUAUCUAA
Zophobas morio is the source of this 867-nucleotide messenger RNA. RefSeq lists its product as uncharacterized. NCBI's taxonomy places the organism in Eukaryota, Metazoa, Arthropoda, Insecta, Coleoptera, Tenebrionidae. The coding region runs from base 246 to 821 and encodes 191 amino acids. The record is from RefSeq and is a predicted model, not a curated record. The transcript is spliced from 3 exons.